AAUGGACGGUUAUUUUAUUAAGCGUUUUUCAAAACACUUCAAUAGCAGUGGUGUGGAAAUGUACACAAUCAAAGGAAAUCAUUUUGUAAUGAUCAACUCGAUGGCAAUGUUAAAUGAUGGAUGUAGGUUCUGUAACACAGCUUUGCGCGAUUUAAAUAGAAUAUCAGAACAAUUAACAUGUCUAAAAAACCGGAAAACAUGCACCGACAUCCAUGCGCUUAAGGUGCACAAAACCUACAGUCGUCCGAUUUUGAUGCAACACUUUCCUACCUAUCGAAAAUCGGAUGCAGCAUGCAGGGAACAUGAUGCACCCAAUAUAGAGUUAUUUCGUGAAAACUGGGAGGUGCUUUCAAAGGAAUCUACCGAUUUAAUAGGUCGCCUGCUCCUACCACGCGUUGCUUUUGCUGGUCAUAGUCAUCACUAUUGCUUCAGCAUUAAUCGUUUUGGUGUUGAAGAGUAUACAGUAGCUUCCUUUAGUUGGCGUAAUAAAGUUGAGCCAAGUUUCUUAAUGGCUUCAUUUAGCGCGAGUACUUAUUCUGUGUUAAAAUGUGAUAUGCUGCCACAACAGCAUGUCUACAAUAUUUACAUGGCGACUGCGACAUUGUUAUUGGGUGCAAUUAUAUGGAAAUUGUGCAAAAAAAAUCCUGGUCAAAAGGAUGAAAAAAGGGAUUACUUAAACAUAUUACAGUAUUUUAAGUUAAUUUGUAUUCCUUUGUAUGUGACUUCCAGAUUAGGUUUUGCGGCCAUCUUAAUUUUAGUAGCUUACUUGCGUUCUAUUUACCUGUUUUAAUACUAUAUUAUCUUAAAAGUACGUAAAAAUAAAAAUAAUAGAAGUCCAAUUUCGUGAACACAGCCGUUACGGUGAUAAUUAAAACGAAAAUAGAAAUUUGGAUUGCAAUCUAUUUGCAAAUAAAAAGUCAAAAAUUAUA
Molecule: messenger RNA, 929 nt
Organism: Rhagoletis pomonella (apple maggot)
Lineage: Eukaryota; Metazoa; Arthropoda; Insecta; Diptera; Tephritidae
Product: metallophosphoesterase 1 homolog
Exons: 4
Coding region: 2-790 (262 amino acids)
Biological process (GO): GPI anchor biosynthetic process
Source: RefSeq, a predicted model, not a curated record